UUUCCAGCGUGGAUCGAACCUGAGUUAGUUCCUUCCAACAUUUCCCCAAUUCUCAACUACCACUUUGCUCCAUACUUGUAACCGCAAGGUGGCUUAAGUUUUGGGAAUCUAGUGAGAUAAAGUUUCACCGUAACAAAACUUGUAUAUUUAGCACGAAAACUUGUUUGCUAUUUAUCACUUAUCAGUACGGUUCCAAAACUUGUAGCCUACAUACACAAUGUUGUCCCUAGCUUCGGUUCUUAAUUAGUAUCAUAAGAUAAAUAUAUAAUAAGGUGACGAAACCGUGUCUUGGCCAGGCCGACGUGCCCGAAACUAAGCAAAAACGUGUCUUGAUCACACGUGCCAGCUUUUAAUUUCUAUACUUGUUUUAAAUUAAAAAUAAACGAAAAACCGGUUACAACGGUCAAAAGCAAGGGUGGCAAAAUAAUUAAAACUUAAAAUAGAGCAAAACAAGGUAAGCUUUGGUUUGAGAGAAAGAGAAGAGAAGAAAGGGCGAAGAAGAAGGAGGAGGAGGAGGAGGAGGAGGAGGAGGCUGAUGAUGAAGCUGUGGAAGCGGGCUUCCGGUGCUCUCAAAGACCGGAAAACCUUGUUUUCCAUCGGCUUCUCCCGGAAAACCUCCUUCCGCAACCCUGACCUUGAUUCUGCCAUCAUCCACGCAACCUCUCAUGAUGACUCAUCUGUCGAUUACCACAAUGCUCAUCGUGUCUACAAAUGGAUCCGAUCCUCUCCCGCCAAUCUCAAGCCGCUUGUUCAUGCCCUUUCGUCUCGGGUAAACCGCACAAGAAGCUGGAUUGUUGCCUUGAAAGCCUUAAUGCUUGUCCACGGUGUGCUUUGCUGCAAAGUCACGUCCCUUCAAGAAAUUCGUCGCCUCCCUUUCGACCUCUCGGAUUUCUCAGAUGGUCAUUCCCGUCCCAGCAAGACUUGGGGUUUCAACGCUUUUAUCCGCGCCUAUUUCUCGUUUCUUGACCAGUACUCUUUCUUUUUAUCGGAUCAAAUCCGUCGUCGCCACAAAAAACCUCAGCUAGAUUCGGUUAACCAAGAGCUCGAAAGGAUCCAGAAACUUCAGUCUCUUCUCCAUAUGCUUCUCCAGAUCCGUCCAAUGGCUGACAACAUGAAGAAGACGCUUAUCCUUGAAGCCAUGGACUGCGUGGUGAUCGAGAUCUUUGACAUUUAUGGAAGAAUCUGUAGCGCUAUCGCCAAGCUUCUCAUAAAGAUCCAUCCAGCUGCUGGAAAAGCAGAAGCUGUGAUUGCUCUUAAGGUUGUAAAGAAGGCUACAUCUCAAGGAGAAGAUCUCGCCCUCUACUUUGAAUUCUGCAAAGAAUUUGGGGUCUCAAACGCGCACGAAAUUCCUAAAUUCGUUAGAAUCCCGGAAGAAGACAUUAAAGCAAUCGAGAAAGUCAUCAAUGGAGUUGAAGAAGAAGAGGAGACCAAAAAGGAAGAGCAAGUAGAGGAAGAGAAGAGUAUCAUAUUAGUGGAGAGACCGGAGUUGCAGACAAUCAUAACCGAUAAAUGGGAAAUUUUCGAAGACGACUUUUGUUUCACAUGUAAGGAUAUUAAAGAAACUGAUCAGCAUAGAAAAUGUAACGUGGAUCCGAGUCCGCUGCCUCUAAUAGUUAUGGACGAGCCAGUUUACUUCACUCACACGUUACCAGAUUUGAUUACCUUUUAAUUGCGACUUGAUCAGAUUCAUUAUUUUUUUCGGGUUCUCUUUUGUGUUUUUUUCUUCUAUUUUGUUGAAUAUGCGGAUGAUAAUAAACGUUAGAUAUACCUCAAGGUUGCUAAGACA
This is a messenger RNA of Arabidopsis lyrata subsp. lyrata, 1786 nucleotides long. RefSeq names its product putative clathrin assembly protein At1g25240. The record is from RefSeq and is a predicted model, not a curated record. The transcript has a single exon. The coding region runs from base 536 to 1669 and encodes 377 amino acids. NCBI's taxonomy places the organism in Eukaryota, Viridiplantae, Streptophyta, Magnoliopsida, Brassicales, Brassicaceae. Gene Ontology annotation, cellular component: clathrin-coated vesicle; clathrin-coated pit. Gene Ontology annotation, biological process: clathrin-dependent endocytosis; vesicle budding from membrane; clathrin coat assembly. Gene Ontology annotation, molecular function: clathrin heavy chain binding; 1-phosphatidylinositol binding; SNARE binding.